UUGUGACACUUAAAGAUGUAGGUUUUUUUUUUAAAUGCAGUAAUAUUUGUCUCGUUACAGUAAACAUAUUGACUGAUUGAUUGCUUGAUUGGUCUUAAACGCCACUUUCGGUAUUAUUGUGCUAUUUCGUGAUGGUCAGUUUUUUAUUGGUGGAGGAAGACGGAGUGCCAGGAGAAAUCACCGACCUUCGAUUAAUCAAGUCGUGUUUCCAUGGCAGGUAUAUGCAAAUUACUUGUACUUACCGGCCUGUCCGUCAUCAUUAUUAUACUUCUGAUGCCAGUACACAUGCUUUCAUUUUACAAAUCAUGUAAACAUAAGUCUCUGGUAAACGCUUUUCUUCUUAUCAUCGCUGUUAUACUGUUGGUGCCAGUGAAUAUAUUAAUGUUUUACAAAUCAUUUCCAGAAUAUGAAUUUCUUUCUUCAACAAAUGGUCAGUUCAACUGCAGGUCAGCUGACCACCAGACAGUGUCAAUGGAUCCCAUGCCGGAAGUUACUAUUUGUGGUUCAGCACAAAAUAUGUUUAAAUACAAAGGAGUUUAUGCAAACAAAACUUUUGAUUGUUCUGAUAAACGCCAUAACUUUGAUGUUAAAGUUGAAUUGAGAAAGAAAUUUAGAGAUAAGAAAUAUUAUAAAAACAAAAUAUUGUUUGAAAUAGGGUUGACAGAGAGUUCCAUAAGUUCAAAAUAUAUGCGAGACAUGUAUGAUGGAAAGAUUUGGUCGGUUUCAGCAUAUGUUUGUGAAAACGAACAUGGGAUAUGUUUCCACGAAAGGAAUGAUUUCCCGCCAAAUAUUGUAAGGCAUUCAUACAGUGUUAGUGGAAGUUUAAUUAAUACCAAUGUAGACCUCUCUGUAGACUGUCAUCAUAGUGAUCAACCUCAGACAGAAAAUAGGGUUACUCCAGUUUUUGCCUUAUAUGAACCGGAUGUUAUCGCAAUUUCAAUGACAAUAAACUCCGUAAUAGACUUUCUCAGUUUCAAUGGCUCAACACUUCAUCGCCAUCUUGAAUUAUCACCUGACAAUAAGAUCGUAUCGAACACACCUGUAGAAUUAUUUGCGGAUGUAAAGAAAACAAAAUCGCCGUAUGGUGUUCUAAAGUAUAGUGAAAAUACGAAACAUUUACAUCACAUUGUUGACUUAGAUAUAGACUACCAUCAAAAUGUUGAAAUUACCGAGGAUCUAUUUGAACUAAAUAUAGGACAAAUUGACACAGAGUACAGAGUUGUUGGCCACUUUACUGCUGAAGUUUGUCCGAUUGAUCAGGAGUGUACAACCUUACAUCUAGAUAUGAUAUAA
Molecule: messenger RNA, 1293 nt
Organism: Mytilus trossulus (common blue mussel)
Lineage: Eukaryota; Metazoa; Mollusca; Bivalvia; Mytilida; Mytilidae
Exons: 6
Coding region: 211-1293 (360 amino acids)
Source: RefSeq, a predicted model, not a curated record